Molecule: messenger RNA, 2391 nt
Organism: Rhodotorula toruloides NP11
Lineage: Eukaryota; Fungi; Basidiomycota; Microbotryomycetes; Sporidiobolales; Sporidiobolaceae
Exons: 5
Coding region: 1-2391 (796 amino acids)
Source: RefSeq, a predicted model, not a curated record
AUGAUGGAUGGCAGUGCACCGAGAGACGGCCUCAUAACGAUGAACGACCUGGUGGAGGAGGCACAGGUGGCCGGCGAGGCUCCCCCAACGGUCGAGACGUUCCUGCGACGAGUUGCGUAUCCUUUCGAAACACUGCCGUUCCCGCAGGACCGGUACUCGCCAUGGCACGACGCUCUUUGCGACGGCAUGGAUCGGAGCGCCAGGCCUCAGACUGUCCUCGGUCUCUGCUACCUUCCCGAACUUGCCUCCGUUCUCUCCGAAGCUGGCCUUUCCUACCUUCUCUCCCGAGCUCUUCAUCCUCCCGACACCCUUCUGUCAUCAGUUCUGUCCACUCUUCCAGAAGAGCGUCUGCGCCAGCCUCGCCCUCUGUCCGGUGUAUCCUCCAUCCAAAACCUGCGAGUCCGACUGCCGGGCUUCUGCCCAGGGCUCGUUCCACCCGAGGCGGCUCGCCGAUUGGAGCUUGCAUAUUCCCGCUGGGACUGCGACUGUGAGUCGAAAGGCCAGGCGUCGCAUUCCUGCGGCGUCAGUCCCGUCAGACUCGGCUGGCACCACCAGCCUGCCGAUGAUGUGCUGGACCUGCUCGAAGGUUUGGCAGAAGCGUCUGCCGCAACUGGCUCGUCGUCGCAUCCUUGGCAGUGCCGCCCGAUUCUCGAGGCGACGAACCCCUGGACUCGGCUAGACGAACUCGCCCAGACGGGCAAAGACUGUCGCCCGCUCCUUGUCACUGUUCUCGGCGAGACGCACUUCACGCCGCUUCUCGUCCUCGACGUCAACUCGUCCAGCUUCCCUUCCUUCUCCCAGCUCGGCCCGGCUCACAAUCCGCAGCUCUCCGACUUGAUUGCCGACUCAAAGGAAGCGAAGACAGUCCUCGCGCGCUUGACGUCGCCCUCUCAUCCGACGGAGACGAAGACGAACAGCAUGCGCGGCACUUCACCGCUUCUCAUAGUCUUCGGCCCGAAGCUGCCCGUCAACGCGGCGCUGCAGGAGGAUGGAGCCAGCUUCAUCCACACGAUCUACGGCGCUGGAAACGAAGAGGUCGAGGGGAAGAUCCGGACGCGAGUCUCGUCGCUUCUCGCAGGCGACAAAGCCGUUUCCUUGCCUGAGGCUCGCGCGCCUGUCGAAGCGAACGAGCGGUCAGCAGAGCACGUGCGUCUGCCGCGUGCUCCUUCGCUGCAACAGGAGUACCGGCUUGUCACCUUCAAGCAGCUCAAGAAGAACCGCGCGUUUCACGCCGCCUUCGUCUGUCCGGACGGCUCGCUUGCGACCCUUCACUCCCUGUCGCCUCUCCCGCCCGCCUCCUCACCACCCGCCUCACCUACGCCCGUAACGCCAUCACCUUCCGGCCAAGCUUCUCACCCGACGACUCGCACAAAUGGAGUACACGGCCCGCCUGACGCUCCCAAGCCGCUCCUGCUGCUCGGCGCGGACAAGCUGGGCGAGGGCAACCAAGGCUUUGUCUACCGUGCGCACUGCUCCAACUCGCCGUUCCCCCUCCUCGCCAAGUAUUCGCGCUGCGGUACAAGCUCAAACACCAAAGUUGCUCGCGAGGCGGCCUUUUUCCGCGAACACGGCGAGAAGAUGGUCGAGGAGGAGUUGGCGCCGAGGUUUGUGGGCGCGUGGAGUGCGGAGGAGGGCGAGGCGAGUCCGUACAAGAUGGGAGGAGCGACGACGAUGCUGCUGAUGGAGGAGUGGGGGAGGAGUGUACAGGAUUGGUCUCACCUCUCGAGCGCGGAACGACACGCCGUCCGAAAACUCGCCGUGCGCUUCCAACUCAAGCUCGAGGCCUGCCAUUGCUCGCUCAGGGCCGACAACGUCGUCUGCAAGCGCGAAAUCGGCGCCUCGUCGUUCCGGCUCAUCGACUUUGCCCGAAGUGACGAUGGCGACUGCGUAUGUAGGGAAGAUCGUCUCUGCUGCGAGGAAUUGACUACGCUCGCAAAGUCGUUGGCGUGGGCGGAUAUGGUCGAGAUGGUCGCCGAGGAGCGGGAAAGGCUGGAGGUUGCUGAAGCGUUGGCGGUCGUUGGGCUUUGGAGCGAGCUCAAUGUCCUGGAGCACAAUCGUGCGUGCAGAAGCGAUGCUAUCCGCUUCCACUUCAAGCUCGGCUGCCAGCACAAGUCCUUGCGCGACGACAACAUCGUCUGGAAACCCGACGUCGGCCCUUCUUCGUUCCGGCUCAUCGACUUUGCACGGAGCAAUGACGACUGCUCCUGUCUACACGGCGAGCUGUGCGAGGAGCUGUUCGAGCUCGAGGAGGCCUUGCACCAAGUCGACCACUUCGAGGUGUUGAAGGCCAGACGCGAAGAGGAGCGCAUCGACCAGGCGCUGGUCGCGGUAGGCGAGGUGGAACGGGAGCUACGUGAUCAGGCGAGGAGGGAGGCAGAGCUGGCGGCAUAA